CGCUUACUCAAAGUCUUUUGUAAUAUAUAAAUGAACAUUGAGGUUCUCGUACAUGAGCAGUGAGAUUUACUGGGUGUAGCAAGACUUCAAGAGCAUAUAAUAAGUUAAAACCUGUCCCGACAACAGCAUGUCCUCCUCGGUUCCCAAAGUGAGGUUGGCCGGAGGUCUGGAGAUCUGCCGAGUCCUGAACGGGAUGUGGCAGGUGUCCGGAGCUCACGGAACCGUGAGCAAAACCAAAGCAGUUGAGGCCAUGCAGGCCUAUGUGGACGCUGGACUGACCACGUUCGACAUGGCAGACAUUUAUGGGCCGGCUGAAGAGAUUUAUGGACUGUUCAAUAACCAGCUGAAAUCCUCAGGAAGUGCAGCUCCAGCUCUGCAGGGUCUAACGAAAUUUGUCCCCCGACCAGGACCGAUGGACCGCAGGGUGGUGGAGAAGGCGCUGCAGCGCUCCAUGAGCCGCAUGCAGGUGGACGCCCUGGACUGUGUUCAGUUUCACUGGUGGGACUACAAAGACAAGCGAUACCUGGAUGCUCUGGGACACCUGUCUGACCUGCAGCAGGAGGGAGUCAUACGGGAGCUUGCCCUCACUAACUUUGACACACAGAGACUGGAGGAGAUCACUCAGAAAGGCAUCUGCAUCUCCAGCAACCAGGUUCAGUACUCUCUGAUCGACCAGCGACCUGCAGCCAGGAUGGAGCAGUUCUGCGUGGCCAACAACAUAAAGCUCCUCACGUAUGGAACGCUGGCCGGCGGCCUGCUCUCUGAGCGUUAUUCGGGGAAGGCGGAGCCCAGCUCACGGGCGGAGCUCAACACUGCCUCCCUCUCCAAGUACAAGAACAUGAUUGACUCCUGGGGCGGAUGGACUCUCUUCCAGGACCUCCUCGUUGCCUUGGAGACAGUGGCCAAGAGGCACGGCUGCUCAGUGGCCAGCGUGGCCACACGGUACGUGCUGGACCGCCCAGCCGUGGGCGGUGUCAUUGUCGGGUGUCGGUUUGGCGUCGCCGGGGCGGGGCAGCACAUCGGCGACAGCCUGCGCAGCUGCAGCCCUGAGCUGCAGCUGACGGCAGAUGAUCACGCAGCCAUAGAGGGCGUCACGCGGCGCGCCGCCGACCUGAUGGCGCUCAUAGGAGACUGUGGGGAUGAGUACAGGAGAUGAGGGGGGGGAGGGGCGGGAUGACAGAUCCAGUCAGGAAAUCCAGUGAGGAAGAGGAGGAGAAAAGAAUAAAAAACAAAAACUUCUCAGGGAAUAAAUUUGUUGAAUCUGUUUAAAAGUACCACUAUUUACUUGCUUUGCAAUAUUUAAAUUUCACCAUAAUAUUUUGCUUUUCCUUCUUCAAGACUUUCCUUAUUUCAAAGCAGUGUUUUCCAUGUUUUAUUUUUCUUUGCUCCUCAUGCAAUUUUUUAUAAUCUCUUUGCCAAUAUUUUAUGUACAGCACUAUGAACCCAAGUUUCUAGGGAUACUAAAUAAUAAAAUGGUUUUCCAUUUGCUUUUUUUGAUGUCUGCAUAAUGUAAAUGUUUUUAAAAGCUUCUUUUAGUUACACCCUCACAAACAAAAAUCCAGCAUUAAACGUUCUGUGUGAAAGUCGUCUUUUUUUUUUUUUUGUUUUACAUUUUAAGAAUUUUAUUGUCCCUUUAUACUACAUUGAUCAUGACAAAAAUUGCUCUCAUAAGAAAUGUCCAAAUGUGUUUGUUAAUGGUGUAUAAUAAAGAAAUAUUUUAUUCCAA
Messenger RNA from Poecilia reticulata (guppy), 1726 nucleotides. NCBI's taxonomy places the organism in Eukaryota, Metazoa, Chordata, Actinopteri, Cyprinodontiformes, Poeciliidae. The record is from RefSeq and is a predicted model, not a curated record.